CCCGGGGCUUCGAUAUCUUGUCUUUCCGCCCCCUUAGUCGCCUCGCCUCUUCCAUUCCCUUGAGGAGCCUCCACUUUCCGUCAUGGAGGUCUCACUAAAAUCUCAAUCGUCCCAGGGCCAUCGUCUUUCUCUUGAGCAGAGGAACCCAUAAUCCUCUAAUGUAAUUCCAAUGGCAUUCCGUCGAUUCCUUUUGCUAAUGUUUUUUUUUAUAUCGGCGGCCGGCGAACCGACGAGCGACCGCGCCGCCCUCCUUGCUUUCAUCUCUCAAACUCCUCACUCUCAGCGUAUCCAAUGGAAUGCCUCGGCAUCAGCCUGCGAUUGGGUAGGUGUGACUUGCAACGCGAACCGCACUGCUGUUGUGGCCCUCCGCCUCCCUGCCACCGGCCUCAUUGGCCCCAUUCCACCGGGAACCCUUGGCCGUCUCUCUUCUCUCCGAAUCCUUUCGCUCAGAUCCAACCGCCUCUCUGGCUCUCCACCUCAGGAUCUGUCAAAUCUCACCGCACUCCACAGCCUCUUCCUCCAGAAUAAUCUCUUAUCCGGCCCGUUCCCACCGGCAAUCCCCAAACUCACACGGCUAACCCGCUUAGAUCUCUCCGUAAACAACUUCUCCAACGAGAUCCCCUUCGCUGUCAACAACCUCACCCGCCUCACCGGCCUUUUCCUCCAACAAAAUAGAUUUUCCAAUAGCCUACCUAGCAUCAGUAUCCCAGGACUCACAAGCUUCAAUGUCUCGUACAACUCCCUAAAUGGAUCCAUCCCCGACGCGUUAGCUAAAUUCCCGGCAUCAGACUUCAUUGGAAACCUACAGCUCUGCGGUGGGCCUCUCGCCCCCUGCGCCCCCUUUUUCCCCUCACCAUCUCCGUCUCCGACUUCGCCACCGGAAAGCCCCAAGGGGAAAAGCUCCAAGAAACUCUCAACGAAGGCGAUCAUCGGCAUCGCAGUCGCCGGCGGCGUGGUGCUACUCCUCCUGCUGCUCCUGCUGCUCUUCUGCUGCUUGUCGGCAAGGCGGAAGAAGAGCCGAAGGGCAAAAGCAAGGACGAAGCCAGUGGCUACGGCAGCAGGGCCUAUUGGGAGAUCUGGGGAUGUCGGAACGACUUCAUCAUCGAAGGAAGACAUUGCGGCCGCAACUGCCAGCGAAGGUGAUAGGAAUCGGUUAGUGUUUGUGGGUAGUGGUGGAGGUUAUAGCUUUGAUCUGGAGGAUCUUCUCAGAGCGUCAGCUGAAGUGUUGGGAAAGGGAAGCGUCGGUACUUCGUAUAAAGCAGUAUUGGAAGAAGGCACCACCGUUGUUGUCAAGCGGCUAAAGGACGUCACCGUCUCCAAGCGCGAUUUCGAGUUCAACAUAGAGGCUCUUGGCAAAGUCGAGCACCGAAAUCUGCUAGCAAUUAGGGCGUACUACUAUUCGAAGGACGAGAAACUCCUCGUCUACGACUACCUCGCCGCCGGCAGUCUGUCUUCCAACCUUCACGGGAGCCGGGGGUCAGGUCGGACGCCUCUGGACUGGGAAAAUCGAAUGCGUGUUGCCCUCGCUGCUGGCCGCGGCCUCGCUCACCUUCACAGUGCCCCCCGGGUUGUUCACGGCAACAUCAAGGCUUCUAACGUCCUCCUCCGGUCCGACCCGGACGCCGCUGUUCUGUCAGAUUAUGGCCUCGCCCCGAUUUUUGGGCCCAGCGGAUCUGCCAUGAGCCGCGCGGCGGCCGGUUACCGCGCGCCAGAGGUGGUGGAAACACGGAAGCCGACGUUUAAAUCGGACGUUUACAGCUUCGGGGUGCUGCUUCUGGAGCUUCUGACGGGGAAGGCGCCAAACCAGCCGUCGAUCGCCGGGGAAGAGGGUAUUGAUUUGCCGCGAUGGGUGCAAGCGGUUGUGAGGGAGGAGUGGACGGCGGAGGUGUUCGAUGUGGAGCUCAUGAGGUACGCUAAUACUGAGGAGGAGAUGGUGCAGCUGCUCCAGAUCGCAAUGGCAUGCGUGGCGUUGGUGCCGGACUCUCGGCCCGAGAUUGCGAAUGUUGUCAGAAUGAUGGAAGACAUUGCCGGAGGACGCGGAGGCACGUCGGAGGGGGACGAUGCGUUGCGAGCCUCGUCCGAUGAUCCGUCCAAGCCGGCAUCGGGCGGCCGCACGCCGCUUAGGGCAGCAACGCCAUGAGAUAGACACGCAGGCACUCUUUCUAUGUUCCUGUUUUUUCUUUGUCCAUUCAAUGAAGAUAGGAAAUUGUGUUUAUUUUUAGUAUUA
Molecule: messenger RNA, 2227 nt
Organism: Phalaenopsis equestris
Lineage: Eukaryota; Viridiplantae; Streptophyta; Magnoliopsida; Asparagales; Orchidaceae
Product: probable inactive receptor kinase At2g26730
Exons: 2
Coding region: 170-2140 (656 amino acids)
Biological process (GO): protein phosphorylation
Molecular function (GO): protein kinase activity; protein binding; ATP binding
Source: RefSeq, a predicted model, not a curated record